AUGUCUCGAGGCGGCGGAACUACACUCUACGUGACCGGCUUCGGCCAUGGCACGCGCGCGCGCGAUCUGGCUUUCGAAUUCGAGCGGUAUGGACGUCUUGUCCGCUGCGAUAUUCCAGCCCCACGCACUGCGUCUAGCAGACUCUUCGCCUUCGUGGAGUACGAGAGCCGUCGUGAUGCUGACGAUGCCUAUCAUGAGAUGCACAACAAGCGCAUGGGUCGCGACGAUGUGCUGAAGAUUGAGUGGGCUCGCACACCACCAUCUGCCAGCUGGCGCUUCGAUGCUGGCAGCGAGCGCAACCGCGACAGCCGUGAUGGCGGACGUGACGGCGGACGUGGUGGUGGCCGUGACGGAGCACGCGAUGGAGGCCGAUCCGAUCGCCGCGAGCGCUCACCCCGCCGUGGCCGUUCUGGCAGCCCACCUCGCCGAUCCCGCUACGAGGAUGAGGGAACCCGCGACAGAGACUACGACCGUCGGGAUCGUGACCGAGACACUAGGCGUGAUCGCGAACGCACCCGCACUCCAGAAGACCGCGACCGUGAUCGGGACAUGAAGGAUCGCGACCGAGAGGAAGAGCGAGAGCCAGAGCGUGAGCGUGAGUACGAGCGUGAGAACGGCACCAACGGCGAAGAGCGUAAGGAAGAGCGCGAGCCCGAGGAAGCGGCGGCACCCCCUGCCCACGAGGAUUUGGACACGGCCGAGUAG
Fulvia fulva is the source of this 705-nucleotide messenger RNA. Its product is annotated as Pre-mRNA-splicing factor srp1. The record is from RefSeq and is a predicted model, not a curated record. Gene Ontology annotation, molecular function: RNA binding. The coding region runs from base 1 to 705 and encodes 234 amino acids. Gene Ontology annotation, biological process: mRNA splicing, via spliceosome. NCBI's taxonomy places the organism in Eukaryota, Fungi, Ascomycota, Dothideomycetes, Mycosphaerellales, Mycosphaerellaceae. Gene Ontology annotation, cellular component: nuclear speck. The transcript is spliced from 5 exons.